CAAACCGCUACAAUUUUAGUGUUUGUUUAUAUAAAUAUGGAUAGUUAUUUUAUUUUUCCAGUUUCUAUUAAUAUUAAAAACAUUUUUAAUACGAAAUAUUAAAAAGAUAAAAGGGAUUGCCAUGGAGAAUUUAAGUUUUAGUGAGAAAGUGGAAGCUUACUUUUCGGAGUUAGGGCGAUGGAAAGUGUGGCGUAGUAUAGUACUCGGUCAAGUGCUGUCCCUCCUCUUGAGUGGAAAAUGUAUUUUAACAACUCUUCUUCAGAGUGCUACCUGGCAGUUUCCAACCACAGCUCAGCUGGUUAUUCCAUAUUUAGCACUUUUCAUUUUAUUUACUCCAACCUUGAUCUGUAAUGGUGUUAAUAAGUUAUCAAAAAAAUGGUGGAUAGUUAUACUGGCCUGUAUCCUUGAUGUGGAGGCUAGCUGGCUUUUGAUUCUAUCACAAAGAUUUACAUCUGUCUUGAGCUGACAGUUGCUAGCAUGUAGUGGUGUUGGCGCUGCAUUGGUCGGUGGAGCCUGGAGAGGGCAAAGGCUUGGUGUUGUGCAUGUUGCAGGUGCAACCUUGGGGCUGAUGGCUGUUGUCUGUGUUGUAUGGGCUGAUGUGGAAGGUGCUCCUACUGAUGGUAAAAAUCAGUUAGUGGGAGAUAUGCUUUGCCUGGGAGGAUCAUUACUGUAUGCAUUGAUGACAGUUUUGCAAGAAAUUAUGCUCCAAACCCAAUCCUGCUCAGAAUAUUUGGCCAUUCUUGGUCUCAUUGGGGGCACACAUUCAUGCUUACAGACAUUCUUCCUAGAUUUUAAUGAAUUGGUAACAUUCUAUUGGUAUGAAGUGGGUACAAUAUUUCAACUGGGAAGCUACUGUUGUAUCCAGACUAUGUUUCAAAUACUGCAAAGUUUCAUGUUGAGAGAUGCAGGGGCCAUUAUGCUGCACUUGUCAUUUUUAUCUGCCGAUUAUUUUACACUGAUUGCAGGAAUGUUCAUAUUUCAAUUUAAGUUCCAUGCAUUAUAUUUCCUAUCAUACUUAUUGGCUAUGCUGGGAGUAUUCCUCUUCAGCUCCCGCACAACGCGUCUUCCACCGCCUCCCGCUCUCUUACCGCAACUAGUCAACGAUUCUGUUCAGUCGCAGGAUAAUGUUUCCAUGGAGUAUACUGUACCAACGCUUGAUUGUAUUCCACUUUCUGAAGGACUCGAACCCCCUAUGAGCCGAGACACAACAUUCACUUCCUUCCUUGGGGGCAAUCAGAGCAAUAUGCCGAAUGGUACAUUUAGCUUAUCACAAAGUAAGGAUUAGUUCGCCUAAUUAUUCUAAAUUAUAUAUUAAAAUAUUUUUUUAUAUUUUUAGCCAGUUUGUAACCUUAUAUUGCUAUUUAUUUUAGCAAUAUAUUUUAUUUUAAAGAUAUAAAAAAUACACAUACAAUAGUGCACUUUAAUGAAAAAAACCAAAAGAAAAUAAUUUUAAAGGAAUGUUGAGGAAUUGAAACAGAAUUGCUAUUUUAAAUUUAUCAGAUGAAUUUUAUGGCUCUUACUUAUUUUUGUCAAGAUGUUUUAAUAAACUUUAAAUACUUCAUAGAUUUAGGUCUAGUUAUACGUUAGAUGAAUAUAGCAGAAUAUACUCGGUAUUUACCUUCUAGUCAAUAUAUUUAUUGCUUGGAUACUCAAAUAGAUUUAGUAGUGACGCUGUUGUUCUGAUGAUGACCUCAAUUUGUUUUUGGUUUUUAAUGCCCUUUACCCAGAGAUAUAAGUAGGCCCAAUUCGUGGUUCAUUUGGUCCUUCCAACCUAAUCGCAUCCAAAGGGUCUGCUUUUUCAGCCGCAUCGUCCAUUGUCCUUUUUUAUUGUUGUAUCUUUAGAUUAUUACAUAAAUUUUAUAGUGUUCAAGUAAAACCAGUAUAUUAUUAUUUAAAAACAUUUAGGUGCACAUGAGAACCUAGGUCCGUUCCAAAGUAUUUUUCUAAUAUUAUUUUUGCUAAAUUCUCAUUUCAUCUUAUAAAACUAUAUUUGACACUUGUCCAAUUACACAGAUAAUAAUUAACAAUCAACAAACUAUUAUUUAUACCAAAUAUUCAUCAGAACAGCAGUAUUGACCAGACCUAACCCCCUAAGGUUUUUAACGUUAACUGCCAUAAUCGAAUUUUACUCAAAUAUAUGAAAUUUUAUUACGUAGAUAUUAUUAGAUAUAAGCUUAUUUGUGAGAGAGAAAAUAGAUUAAAUGUAAUGUGUGGAAUUAGAAUAUUUAGAGAUCUCUAAAAUGAUGUAGUUUCAAAAAUCUAAUUAUGGGUUAUUUUUGCGUAAAAAUCGCGCGGGAUCGAUUCACGUUAAUAUUCAUAUUCCAGGCUCUCAAAACAUCAGUUGAAAUUAAUAUUUUUUAAUUAAUCUAAAUAAUUGAAUUCGAAUCCUCUGUAAUUGUUCUUAAUAAAAUUAAUAUCUGCAAUUAAAUUCCUUAACUAAUGCACUUAUUCUUUACAGACAAAGAUAAUUAAAAACACUAAUUUAUGUUCCUAAUAUAUUUAAAUGUUAUCAUAUUAAAAUUUUAUUGCGAGGCAUACUCAGUUAUCGCUAUUGUUAAUAUUUUAAUUAUAAAAAGUUUAUAACAUUCGGUUGAAAGCCAAAACAAUUGAAAAUCUGAGACUAUUACCACAGAUACUAAGAUUGUAAUAUUCUUAUUUUGAAUUCAAUGCUAUGUGGUCGGUAUUUACUAUGCACAACUCAAGGGUUGUCAAAGUAAACGGGAAUUUAAACCAAAGGCAUACUUAUAGUGUGUUUCUCUAAAUCUUUUUACUCAUUAAGGCUUUUGAAAUUGAGACUCAGGGGUCUAGUAGGAAGGCGUUUACGACCUUGAUAUAUUGUGUUUAUUAAUAAAAUCUGCAUGUAUCUAUGGAAUUAUUCACCGUAUUAACAAUAAUAAACAAAGGAAGAAAUGUAUUUCCGUAAUUUGAGUUUUAAUAAUUGUAAAAGGGUUGUGUACUUGUAUGUAUGAAUUGUACCAUUUUAAACCAUUAAAGAUUGUUUAAUGAAUUUCUCGAAUGUUUUUUUAAAUGUAAGUAAAAAUGCUCAAGUUUACAAAUCGAAAAAUGUUUGUUUUGAAAUCUUUAGAGUCUGUGGCACAGUUUUGACUUAUUUUUGACAUACAAUAAAUAUAACACGAAUAACGGAAAUUACUUUAAGUAGUGUUUACUGAACCUUUUGAAGUAAUUUUUAUCGAA
Messenger RNA from Pieris brassicae (large cabbage white), 3195 nucleotides. RefSeq names its product solute carrier family 35 member F1-like. The transcript has 6 exons. Gene Ontology annotation, molecular function: transmembrane transporter activity. Gene Ontology annotation, biological process: transmembrane transport. Gene Ontology annotation, cellular component: membrane. NCBI's taxonomy places the organism in Eukaryota, Metazoa, Arthropoda, Insecta, Lepidoptera, Pieridae. The record is from RefSeq and is a predicted model, not a curated record. Bases 569 to 1285 code for a protein of 238 amino acids.